AGAAAACAUGCUAGAGAAUACAGAUGCCGAAUGUUCUUGUCCAUAUGCUUUCGAAGAUAUUAAAAAGUACUUUGAACUGGUCUCGAAACGUGACUUUGUUCCAUCCCUUUCAGAAUUUGUAAGGAAAAAUACUAAUUUAUUAGUUCGUUCCCCUCCAGAAGUAAAUGAUUUUAAAAGUUUAGAUGGUGCAUGGAAAAAGAGGUUCACCACAGUUGCAAAAAUACUUAAUAUGGAGGAAAGUAUCAGUAUUUUUAGUUUUUCCGCAUUUAUGACAUCACAGUCAGAUUUCGCCUUAGUACUGUGGAUAGUUAGGAACGAAUCACAGUCUGACGUCGUGAAAAAACUUUCACUAUGUACGAAAAAGAACAUGAAAUUAUUGGAAAUCAAUUAUCCAAAGACCAGAAAAACUAUCUCGAAAAUUAUGAACCCAAUAAUCUACCAGGAUGACGAAUCAACAACAGCCAAGAGGAAUAAAGAGAACCACAACAAGCAUACUAUAGCUAGUGAUACGUUACAAAUAAAUUGUUUGUGCUACACUUUCGCUACAUUGCUGAUACAAUUAUUUGAAUUAGUAUCAAAUCUAACUAAAAACAAAAUUACCGCACUAAAAGAGCAGUUUGAAGCCCCCGGACUUAUUGAUUCUCCCAUAACACCAUCAUCAUAUACUGGUACCAAUGUGGAUUUGGUUCUGAAAAAGUCACAGGCUACUGAACAUCAAGUCCACCCGCCUGAAUAUACUGAAAACCCAUCAGAAAAUACUAUGUGUGAUGGAUACUCCACAACUCUAAAACAAUAUGAAAUCGACAUCGAGAAACACAUCAAAAGAAAAACAAAUGAAGAUGACAAUGAUGACGAAUUACUUGAAAAUGCCAAAUUUCUAUUCAACGAAUUGAAUGAAGAAUUAUUAAUCGAUAAGCCCUGCAUAUUGGGGAAUAUUGGAUUAAAGAAAGAAAGUUUAAACAACUCUGGAAUAAAAAAUAAGGAGAUUGAAAAAUUAUCACAGAAUUUCUCCAAUAAAAUCAGAUGGACUGACGAUGAAAAACAAGAUGCUGAAUCUCCAAAGGGUGUGUAUAGAGGAAGAACUGAAGAUGUGGACAACAGUUCUGUUAUUUUCUGGCAUUUUUACGUCAGAAAAUAUCAAAAACACUUAGUAAAUAACUUAAUAUUUUCUUUUAGUGAUAAUAUAAUGAUUUCUAAUUUAUUUUUAUGUACGAUUUCUUCAAAUAUUAGGGGUAAAAUCCAAGCGAUUUCAACAAAUAAAGCACGAAAUGAAAAUGCAAAUCCUUUUUCAAGAGCAAAGGUUAGACAUAAAGUCGAUAUGAAGGGUACAUUGAUUAAAACGCCAAGUAAAUUCAAAGUAAUUUACGAAGAAGUUUCUAGGGGACUUGCUACUUUUGGAAUACCUGCAUCCUGUCCAAAAAAACAGUAUGUUGACAAGGUGAAGUUAAUGAUCAUGUUGCGAGAUAGUUUCAAUCAGUUCUUCAAAGAUAAUCGUCAUGUAAAGAAUAAACAAUGUAAAGAAUUAACUGUGUACGAAUGGCUACAAAUCGGUAAGCGUAAAUAG
Messenger RNA from Funneliformis mosseae, 1564 nucleotides. NCBI's taxonomy places the organism in Eukaryota, Fungi, Glomeromycota, Glomeromycetes, Glomerales, Glomeraceae. The record is from the annotation of a GenBank genome assembly.